AUAAGUUUUAGUGCUUUAGCAUAUAAGAAUCUGGUGGAGCACUAGCAAGAAAACCUCAAAGCAAGGCAAUGAAUCUGAUGCAAUGCUAAAAACUCAAGUUAUGACUGUCUUUCUUCAUCUUGUAAAUUCAUCUCAUCACAUUACCUUUCUCUGUAUCACAUUUAUAAAGUGGAUGAUCAGAAAAUUUCAGAUACUAUUUGGGCACCAACCAUGGUACAUACGAGACAACGUUCAAGGAUGAUUGAUUGCUUGAAUAAGUUUCAAGGAAGUGUCAAGGCUCAAUUGUCUGAAAGCAAGAAACAUGCAGAGUCCAUUAAAGGAGAAAUCAUUAUUCAACAUACUCAUGCAAAGUCAGGCCUUGCAAAACCUAUUCGUAUUCAAUUAUAUAGUCUGAAUGACUCAAGUACGGGGAAAGGAAAGCUGAGUCAAGAAGUGCAUCUGAAUCAUGGGAAACGUAUCCACAACAAGCUUAAUGGCAACACAUGUAUUAAGUAUGAAUUGACAUUUGAGGCUGACCGAGAUUUUGGAUUUCCAGGAGCUUUUGUCAUCUGGAACCAGCACAAAGACAAGUUUUUUCUUCAAUCACUAUCUCUCCAAGUUGAAUUCAAACAAAUGGUUCAUUUUGAAUGCAAUUCUUGGAUAUAUCCCAAUCAUUUAAUGCAAAAGGAAAGGAUUUUCUUCUCAAAUACUUGUUAUCUUCCAAGCCAAACACCAAAUGGUCUGCUGCAACUGAGGAAACAAGAACUUGAAACAUUGAGAGGAGAUGGAACUGCAGGGAGAAUUAGAGAAUGGCAUCGGGCUUAUGACUAUGAUUUCUAUAAUGAUCUCAGUGAUCCUCAGCGAGGGGAAAGACCUAUUUUAGGAGGUUCAAUUCACUAUCCAUAUCCAAGGAGAGGAAAAACUGGUGAACCACAUAUUCACUCAGAAAAUGUGAAGGGGAUAAUGUUCAAGAUAGACAGCUGCAUCCCUCCGGAUGAAAGAUUUAGCCCCCAGAAACAAUCAGAGUUUGUGAAGAAAGUGAUCCAGGCAACUUUGCACUUUGUAGUUUCUCAGGGGGGUUCUGUGUCAAGAGAAGAAACCAACCAAUUCAAGUCAUUCAAUGAGAUCAAAGAGCUAUUUUCGGGGAAGAAAAGCCAAGGGGUGGAAGAAUGGAUGAUAAAGAAAUUGGAAGCUCAUCUACCAAAAGAGAUUUUGAAGGGGAUUGGACAAGGAAUCAAGGAUUAUACUACAAAGUUUCCAAUGCCUCAGUUAUUUGCAGGGAACGAAUUGGCGUGGAAGGAUGAUGAGGAGUUUGGGCGCCAGAUGCUUGCAGGAAUUAAUGCAACUGUAAUUCAGUGUUUGCAGGCUUUUCCACCAAAAAGCAAGAAUGGAAUAUGGAGUUCAAUAAGACGAUCACACAUAGAACAUAACCUUGAUGGCCUCACUCUUCAAGAAGCAAUGAACCAAUGGAGGAUUUUCAUCUUGGACCACCACAACUAUCUCAUGCCAUUUUUAGGAAAAAUAAACAAAAAUGAUGUGUGUGCCUAUGCGUCCAGGACUCUACUAUUCUUAAAGGACGAUGCCACGCUAAAGCCACUUGCUAUAGAACUAAGUUUACCAGGGCUUUCACCUGGCACUGAGAUUCACAGGGUAUUUCGUCCAGGGGGCAAUGGAUCAGAGGCAACCUUAUGGCAGUUUGCUAAAGCUCAUGUGGGAGUAAAUGAUUCUGGUUAUCAUCAGCUAAUCAGCCAUUGGCUAAAAACUCAUGCUGUUGUAGAGCCAUUCAUUAUUGCCACCAGAAGGCAGUUGAGUGUUAUGCACCCGAUUCACAGGUUAUUGAAUCCUCACUUCAAGGACACUAUGCAUAUUAAUGCAUUGGCUCGAAGUACUGUCUUAAAAGGUGGAGGAAUCAUUGAGAAGACCCUUUAUUCUGGUGAAGUCUCUAUGGAGCUAUCUUCUUCACUCUAUAAGGAAUGGAGAUUUGAUGAACAAAGCCUCCCUGGUGAUUUACUGAAAAGAGGUAUGGCUUUCCAUAACCCAGAUUGCCUGGCUGGCGUUCAGCUUCUCUUUGAAGAUUAUCCAUAUGGUACAGAUGGACUAGAAAUUUGGGUAGCAACCAAGAGAUGGGUAAAUGACUAUUGUCUACAUUUUUACAAGGAUGAUAAUUCCCUGAGAUCGGACCAUGAGAUCCAAGAAUGGUGGUCGGAGAUUAAGAAAAUUGGCCAUGGAGACAAGUGCAAUGAAACAUGGUGGUACCCAAUGACUACUCUCUCUGACCUAGUAGAGGCUCUCACAACCCUUAUAUGGAUAUCUUCAGGUCUUCAUGCUUCAGUUAACUUUGGACAAUAUGAAUACGUGGGUCAUCCACUAAAUUGCCCAAUCAAAUGUCAGAAUUUCAUCCCAAUGGAAGGGACAAAAGAGUUUGCAGAGUUUCUCCAUGACCCAGAUAAGUUCUUCCUCAAGAUGUUACCCAACAGGUCUGAAAUCACCCUAUAUAUGGCACUAUUAGAGGUACUCUCGGCGCCUACAUCUGAUGAAGUAUACUUGGGUCAACAACGAUCUCCAAAUUGGAUAGAUGAUGUAUGGGUAAAGCAAAGGUUUGAGCAAUUUGCCGAGGAACUGAACGAAGUGGAUAAAAGGAUAGUGGAAAGAAAUGCAGAUCCCAAACUUAAGAACAGACAAGGCCCCUCCAAUAUACCAUACAAGCUUCUGCGCCCUGCGGUCUCCAAUGUUAAAUCAUGUCAGGGUAUCACAUCUAUAGAGAUACCUAAUAGCAUAUCCAUGUGAAUCACUA
This is a messenger RNA of Solanum verrucosum, 2773 nucleotides long. RefSeq names its product linoleate 9S-lipoxygenase 6-like. Gene Ontology annotation, biological process: lipid oxidation. Bases 211 to 2766 code for a protein of 851 amino acids. The transcript has 9 exons. Lineage: Eukaryota; Viridiplantae; Streptophyta; Magnoliopsida; Solanales; Solanaceae. Gene Ontology annotation, molecular function: metal ion binding; oxidoreductase activity, acting on single donors with incorporation of molecular oxygen, incorporation of two atoms of oxygen; protein binding. The record is from RefSeq and is a predicted model, not a curated record.